UCCAGCUGUGUAGGAGUAGAGGAGCACCAUGCUGUUGAUAUUGACCUAUACCAUUGCCCCAACUGUGCAAUUCUCCAUGGACCUUCUCUAAUGAAGAAGAGAAGGAACUGGCACAGACAUGACUAUACAGAGGUGGAUGAUGGUUCCAAACCAGUGCAGGCUGGAACACGGACCUUUGUUAAACAGCUGCGAGCUCGCUCUUUCCCAAGUGCUGAUGAAGUGAUUUUGAAAAUGCAUGGAAGCCAGCUGACACACAGAUACUUGGAGAAACAUGGGUUUGAUGUUCCCAUUAUGGUUUCUAAAUUAGAUGGUCUGGGACUCAGACUUCCUCCACCGACUUUCUCUGUUUUAGAUGUGGAACGCUAUGUAGGUGGUGACAAAGUGAUAGAUGUAAUAGAUGUAGCAAGACAAGCAGACAGUAAAAUGAAGCUCCAUAAUUAUAUUAAAUAUUUCACAAAUCCUGACCGACCAAAAGUACUGAAUGUGAUCAGCCUGGAAUUCUCGGACACAAAGAUGUCUGAAUUAGUGGAAGUACCAGAUAUUGCCAGAAAGCUUUCAUGGGUGGAAAAUUAUUGGCCAGAUGAUUCUGUCUUCCCUAAGCCUUUUGUUCAGAAGUAUUGCUUGAUGGGUGUCCAGGACAGCUAUACUGAUUUUCAUAUCGAUUUUGGAGGAACAUCAGUUUGGUACCAUGUUCUCUGGGGUGAAAAGAUAUUCUAUUUGAUCAAGCCCACUGAUGAAAAUUUAGCUCUGUAUGAGUCUUGGAGUUCAUCUGUCACCCAGAGUGAAGUAUAUUUUGGGGACAAGGUUGACAAAUGUUACAAAUGUGUUGUGAAACAAGGACAUACUUUAUUUGUUCCAACAGGCUGGAUUCAUGCUGUACUCACAUCUCAGGAUUGUAUGGCUUUUGGAGGAAACUUUUUGCACAACCUCAAUAUUGGCAUGCAGCUCAGGUGUUACGAAAUGGAGAAGAGGCUAAAAACCCCAGAUCUUUUCAAAUUUCCUUUCUUUGAAGCCAUCUGUUGGUUUGUGGCCAAAAACUUACUGGAAACAUUGAAAGAACUGAGGGAAGAUGGUUUCCAGCCUCCAAGCUAUUUAGUGCAAGGAGUGAAGGCUUUACUUACUGCUUUAAAAUUAUGGAUGAAAAAAGAACUGGUAACAGAACAUGCCUUUGAAAUUCCGGACAACAUUAGGCCUGGGCAUCUCAUAAAGGAGCUCUCAAAAGUGAUACGUUCUGUAGAGGAGGAAAACAGCAAACUAGUUAAAACUCAGGGAAUUCUUGGUGUGUGUCCAACUUCACGAUCUUUGCAUGAAACAACUUCCCCAUACCACUCCAGACGAAGGGUGAGGAAACUGCGAGACCAUGCUACCAAAACUCCUUCUAAUCUGGACAUCCUGGAACUCCACACCAGGGAGGUACUGAAAAGGCUGGAGAUGUCACCGUGGGAGGAGGAUACUGCAAGCUCGAAACUGAAUGGGAGAUUUAACAAGCCCUUUCAGCCAUCUUCUACAGUACCUGAGUGGCGAACAAAAGACAAUGAUCUUCGCCUUCUGCUGUCAAAUGGAAGAAUAAUUAGAGAUGAGAGACGCCCGUUUACAGAUAGAAGUCUUUACACAGCAGAUAGUGAAGAUGAAGAUGACAGGACAAGGUCAAAAAAGACAGCUGUUAAGGUAGAAGAUCAGCCCUCAGGAUUUGGAGGAGAAGGCAAUGCAGAUGCCCAGAAGCCACUGAACAUGUUCUUUGAAAGUGUGAAAUCAGAACUCAGGAAUGGAUCCUCAGAGUACUCUGAUAUUUCUGAUACAGAAGAAUCUGAGCCUGAUUGCACUACACAGCAGAAGGAUUCCUCCUCGGAGGAGUCAGAAAGCUCAGGUGAUGAAGAGAGACAGGAAGUAACAUCAAAUUUCAAAGAGGAAUCUAAGGUCACGAGAGACCACUGUCAAAAAACUCAGAAGCCAUCCAGAAAUGAAACUCCCAGUAAAAAGGAAUGUCCUACCUCGACAAGUACAGAAGAAGAAGCUAUUCAGGGCAUGCUUUCUAUGGCAGGAUUGCACUAUACUACAUGUUUACCAGGUCAUACUCAAAGCACAGACUGCACAGAUAAAAGAACCUCUCUUCAGGAACACAGAAGCUACCCCAGGAGUCGACAUAAAGACAGACAGCCAUCUCAGAGCCACAAAAUAAUAGAAUGUGGUAGGUCUGUGAAGGAAGAGGAAGGAGAUGUGGGGACUUCAGCAUGGGCUAGACACCUGAAUGAAGCUUCAAGGAUUUCCCCUCCGGAUAUAAGUAAAACUCAAAAAUGUAUCAAGAGAGAGAGUGCAUCAGAAGCCAAUCAUAGGGUUCAGGAAAGCAGAAGUAUAAUUCACAACAACAGCUUGAGUUUCCAGCAUGGCAAGUGUACACGAGAGUCCAAUCUAAUUCAAGGAGAAUGUCGACUGAGUGAUGGCAGCCUUAGCCCUGACAGGCCCUAUGGUGAAACAUCCCUGUCUGUGCCACUUCAUCCAACAAAGAGGCCAGCAUCAAACCCACCCCCUAUCAGCAACCAGGCGACAAAAGGCAAACGUCCAAAGAAAGGAAUGGCAACUGCUAAACAGCGCCUUGGGAAGAUCUUGAAGCUGAACCGGAACGGCCAUGCACGCUUCUUUGUUUAAUGUAGCUGCUACUUCUACUACUGCUCUCUUUCCCACACAGACCAGUAUUGAGGUCAACAGAGCCUGGAGCUGCUGUUAUUCCUCUGCUUGAAGCAGUCUUGCAUGUACCAUGUAAAACACUGCCUGAUGAACAAAAACAAGAAAAGAAAGAAAGAAAAAAAAAAACCAACAAAAAAAAUUAUCAACCCAAUGCUGCAUUUUCACUGUGCCACACCUGCUCAGCAAUAACCAUAUGGGAACGGGGAAAUCUUCAGAGAGACAUGGACUGUGAGAAAUAGUCUCUCAUCAGGGCUUGAAUAUCAAUUGUUGCUGGUAGUUUCUGACCUAAUUAACGAGGGGAAGAUGAUGAAGGUGGUUUAUCAAUAAUUUAUUUCUGAUAGAUUUUGACAACUUUUAAGUUCAUUUUAAAA
This is a messenger RNA of Chaetura pelagica (chimney swift), 3056 nucleotides long. It is a transcript of the gene KDM7A, whose product is annotated as lysine (K)-specific demethylase 7A. The transcript has 19 exons. Gene Ontology annotation, biological process: regulation of transcription by RNA polymerase II; protein demethylation. The record is from RefSeq and is a predicted model, not a curated record. The annotation marks the transcript as partial. Gene Ontology annotation, molecular function: histone demethylase activity; transcription coregulator activity. Lineage: Eukaryota; Metazoa; Chordata; Aves; Apodiformes; Apodidae.